Molecule: messenger RNA, 1944 nt
Organism: Vigna umbellata (rice bean)
Lineage: Eukaryota; Viridiplantae; Streptophyta; Magnoliopsida; Fabales; Fabaceae
Source: RefSeq, a predicted model, not a curated record
AUGGCACCUAGACUUCCUCCUCCUCCUCCACCACAAACCAAUGAACAUGAUGUGCCCAACAACACGAGGCUGUUUGAAUCUGUGAUCGAGAAGCUACAAGAACAGAAUGCUGUUCUGAUGCAGCAGAACGCGACUAAUUCACAAAAUCUCGAAGCUGCUCGCGCCAAUUCUGAAAUGACUCAGAGGCAACUAAUGGAAAUUCUUGCAGCUACUAGGGGUACGCCGGGAGCAUCUGCUUCAAAUGCUACUCAUCAAGCUGAGUGGACUUUGGAGAGCUUUUUGCAGCAUCGCCCUACAAAGUUUGAUGGGAAGUGCCCUCCUGACGGAGCUGAUCAGUGGAUAAGGGACAUGGAACAGAUCUAUGAUGCCAAGGAAUGUCCGAACGAUAGAAGACUGGCAUUCACUGAGUAUUUAUUGACUAGGGAGGCCAGUCAUUGGUGGUCGACUGCGAAGAUGUUGCUAACAGAAUCUCACAGCCCUAUUUCCUGGAAAGUCUUCAAGGAUAAGUUUUAUGAGGAGUAUUUUCCGGAUAGUGUUCGUUUCGGCAAAGAAGUGGAAUUUCUCCAGUUGGUGCAAGGUAAUAUGUCUGUUUCUGAGUACACCAACAGGUUCAAACAUCUGGUUCGUUUUCAUACCCUGGCGACCAGUGAAGUGUGGCAGUGUAGGAAGUUUGAAAAUGGGCUGAGAAGUGAUCUGAAGGUACUGAUAUCCAGCCUGUGCAUUAAGUCUUUUCCUGCCAUAAUUGAGAGAGCAAAAGUGUUAGAGAAAAAUGUGGCUGAAGCAGAACGACAGAAGAAGCAACAACAGGCAACUAGAGGGCCGAUCAUGUCCAGGCCGAAUCUGAAUCGAAACAGGUUGCCGUAUGCUCGUCCAGCACAACCAUCAAAUUCUCAGGCUAUGGUUGUUGCCGGACAGUCUGGACAGCAUGGAUCAGUCAGAUGUUUUAAGUGUGGAGGACCACACUACCAAUCGUCGUGUCCUCUGUUGGAGGGAGCAAAAUACUGCACUCGCUGUAGAAGAAACGGUCACAUGGAGCACGAGUGUAAUAUGGGCGGACGAGCAGUAAUGAGGCCACCAAAUGCCGGAAGGAUGCAACAGAAUCGGGGUGGAAGAGCACAAGCAGUUGGUCGUGUUUAUGCGAUAACGGGCACGGAAGCUGCCAGUUCAGGUACUCUCGUCACUGGUACUUGCUUAUUACAUGGAAUGCUUGUUUGUGUGUUGUAUGAUUCGGGGGCAACACACUCCUUCAUUUCGAAGGCGUGUGUUGAGAAAUUGGGAUUAGCCGAAUGCGAGAUGCAGUUCGACUUGGUAGUAUCAACCCCAGCAGCGGGUGAGGUUAGGACGUCUACUGUAUGUGUUAAAUGUCCUAUAGAGGUUGAAGGACGUAAUUAUAAGGUAAACCUCAUCUGCCUACCCCUAAAGGAUUUGGAAGUGAUCCUAGGAAUGGAUUGGUUGGCUGCCAAUCGCAUUCUCAUUGAUUGUGGUGCUAAGGAAUUGGUGUUUCCGGACGAGUACGAAGUAGAGCUAUCAGUAACGCUCGGUCAGCUAAAGGAAGACAUCGUGGAUGGUGCUAGUUGUUUUCUGAUCAUGACGCAUUCGGACGAACGACUUGAAGGUUUGAAUCAUGAGCGAUCGUCCAGUAAGUCGAGUGGAGAACGAUCAGUCGUGGAUGAAUUCCCUGAUGUAUUUCCUGAUGAAGUGCCUGGAUUACCUCCUCCGCGUGAGAUGGAAUUUACUAUCGACCUAGUGUCGAAUGCUGGACCCAUCUCUAUUGCACCUUAUCGGAUGUCGCCAGCAGAAUUAGCGGAACUCAAGGAACAGAUAAAAGAGUUAAUGGAUAAGCAGUUUAUCAGACCAAGCGCAUCACCUUGGGGAGCACCUGUACUCUUAGUGGAAGAAGAAGGUAUGGCAGGUUCUCGUCUCUGCAUUGAUACAGGCAGUUAA